Molecule: messenger RNA, 518 nt
Organism: Ixodes scapularis (black-legged tick)
Lineage: Eukaryota; Metazoa; Arthropoda; Arachnida; Ixodida; Ixodidae
Exons: 3
Coding region: 130-411 (93 amino acids)
Source: RefSeq, a predicted model, not a curated record
CGCAACGCCCUUGUGGUCUGGCAACCAAGGUGACCUUUCGCGAGCAAAUUUUGCUGUAGGUGCUGCACGUCGAGAUUUCCGAGGGUACAAAUUCAACGUUCCUAUCGAUUUUCUGCACAUACCUUCAUCAUGAUUGCCCGCCUAGCAGCUCAAAGGACACUGCAGUGCAUGCUGAGGAGGCCCGCGGCGCGGCCCUCGACCUCGUACGCGCCCGACCACUUCAAGCCGCCGACAAUGGACGAUCUGCCCAAGUUCCUGGGGCCCUGGGAGGAGCACUAUGCCAAGCGCCAGGCCAAGUUCAACAUGCAGCUUGCCGCGGCGGUCGCCUUCUUCCUGACCACCUCAUUCGUGGUGUACUCCUUGGACAUUGUCGACUUUGUGGACCCUCCCCCAAUGAAGAACAAGGACUGAGAAUUCUGCAUAGGGCGGCUCUUGUCCGUCUUUCAUUUUCCCUUUAUUUGUAGGUCUGUCGGAUUUUCGCGUUCGUGACAAUAAAGAGAGUCCCACGCGUGACGGCA